Pistacia vera is the source of this 2328-nucleotide messenger RNA. Its product is annotated as pentatricopeptide repeat-containing protein At4g02750-like. The record is from RefSeq and is a predicted model, not a curated record. Gene Ontology annotation, molecular function: RNA binding; protein binding. The transcript is spliced from 2 exons. NCBI's taxonomy places the organism in Eukaryota, Viridiplantae, Streptophyta, Magnoliopsida, Sapindales, Anacardiaceae. Gene Ontology annotation, biological process: RNA modification.
AAACUCAUUGAUGUGGGAAAGUUUGUAGAAUGGUUGUAAGCCAUGAAGCAAAGGCUCCAAUCAAUUGGAGAACGAGGUGGUCAUGUCUUUAACCAGAACCUGAGAAUUACUCAGUUGGGGAAGUCGGGUCGGAUUGAACAAGCUAUCAAAGUAUUCUCAGAAAUGACCCAGAAGAAUACCGUAACUUACAAUUCAAUGAUCUCUGCCUUUGCUCGUAAUGGCCGAAUUAGUGAUGCAUUUCAACUGUUUGAGAAAAUGCCUCGCAAAAACUUGGUUUCUUGGAACACAAUGAUUGCUGCGUGUUUGCAUAAUGAUAGAGUUGAGAUAGCCCGUGAACUCUUCGACAAAAUGUCCACAAGAGAUCUCUUUUCUUGGUCUUUAAUGAUUACUUGUUACACACGCAAUGGCGAACUUGAAAAGGCGAGGGAACUAUUUGAUUUGCUUCCAAAUAAGGGAGAUGUGGCUUGUUGGAAUGCAAUGAUUUCAGGUUAUGCCAAGAAAAGGAAGUUUGAUGAUGCUAAGAAGUUAUUUGAUGCAAUGCCUGCUAAGAAUAUUGUUUCCUGGAAUUCAAUGCUUUCAGGAUAUGCCAAGAAUGGGGAAAUGUCAUUGGCUAUGAAGUUUUUUGAAGAAAUGGAAGAACGUAAUAUGGUUUCGUGGAACUUAAUGUUGGAUGGAUUUGUGAAAGUGGAUGAUUUGGAUUCUGCUUGGAAGUUCUUUCAAAAAAUUCCAAACCCCCAUGCUGUUUCUUGGGUGACAAUGAUAUGUGGAUAUGCACGAAGUGGUAAUAUCUUGGAGGCUAGGAGACUAUUUGACAAGAUGCCUAGUAGAAAUGUUGUUUCUUGGAAUGCUAUGAUUGGAGGUUAUGUUCAGAGCUUCCAAAUAGAUGAGGCUGCUAAGCUCUUUAUGGAAAUGCCGGGGAGGGAUCCUGUCUCAUGGACAACAAUGAUUGAUGGGUAUGUUCGUGUUGGUAAGCUUGACAAAGCCAGAGAAUGCCUUGAUCAGAUGCCUUAAAAUAAUAUUGUAGCUCAAACUGCGAUGAUCUCUGGAUAUGUACAUACUAAAAGAAUGGAUGAAGCUAGUCAAAUUUUCAAAAAGAUUGGCACCCGUGAUGUUGUUUGUUGGAACACCAUGAUUGCUGGCUAUGCUCAGUGUGGCAAAAUGGAUGAAGCUCUUAAUUUAUUUAAACAAAUGGUCAAUAAGGACAUAGUUACUUGGAAUACCAUGAUUGCUGGUUAUGCUCAAAUUGGAGAUAUGAAUAAUGCACUUAAGAUCUUUGAAGGGAUGGGGAACAGGAAUAUAGUUUCUUGGAAUUCAUUAAUUGCUGGUUUUCUGCAAAAUGGGUUGUUUUUGGAUGCAAUAAAGAGUUUUGUUUUGAUGGGCCGAGAACUGAAAAAACCUGACCACUCAACUUUUGCUUGUGUACUAAGUGCAUGUGCCCAUCUUGCAGCUCUGCAAGUUGGGGAGCAAAUUCACCAUCUUGUUAUUAAGAGUGGAUACAUGAACGAUUUGUUUGUUGGCAAUUCCUUAAUCACCAUGUAUGCUAAAUGCGGAAGAAUCCCCAACGCUGAACUCUUAUUCAAAGAUAUUGAUCAAGUUGAUGUAGUUUCUUGGAAUUCUUUGAUUGCUGGAUAUGCCUUUAAUGGGUAUGGGAAAGAGGCAGUCAAACUUUUCGAAGAGAUGGUAAUGGAAGAGGUGGCUGCUGAUCAGGUUACCUUCAUUGGGGUUUUUUCUGCAUGUAGUCAUGUUGGCCUUGUUGAUGAGGGCUUAAAACUUUUUAAAUGCAUGACUGAAGUGUAUGGUAUAGAACCUCUGGUAGAACACUAUGCAUGCUUGGUUGAUUUGCUAGGCCGCACUGGGAGAUUACAUGAAGCCUUUGACAUGGUGAGUGGAAUGAAGAUGAAACCAAAUGCUGGAAUAUGGGGUACGCUACUGGGCGCGUGCCGAACAUAUCGAAACCUAGAGCUUGGUAAGAUUGCUGCGGAGAAGCUUUUGGAACUUGAACCUCAGAAAACUUCACAUUAUGCACUCUUGUCAAACAUGCAUGCUGAGGCAGGCAGAUGGGAUGAGGUUGAGAAAGUGAGGGAGUUAAUGGAAGGGAGUGAGACAGAGAAACAACCAGGAUACAGCUGGAUUGAAAUUAGAAAUCAGAUACUUACUUUUCUCUCUGAUGAUCCAACACACUCUAGAACAGCAGAAAUUUGCAGUACAUUGAAGACUUUAGCCGCACAGAUUAGAAGCACAGGUAUCUUCAGAGGCUCUCCAUAAGUUGCACAAGUACUAGAAUAUAUCAGUGUGUUCACAUGACGUGCUGCCAUUGCCUCCAAAACU